UUACACACGUUACGUGCCUCAUUAUCCAACUGGACGUGCAGAAGUUCUAGUCGUGUAUCCGUAGCAAUACUAUCACACGUAUUAAACAUAUGUAAAGUUGUAUCGUUUAUCCGGAUUAAGUCAUCUCCAUGAAGCAACGACAGUUGUCAUGUGGUUCGAUCAACGCAAUGCCAUGGAGAGGUUUCCAUUGAAAGGUACAUCAUCACCGUCACUUAAUGUCCCUGCUCAUUGUGCAACUGGCACCAAUUACAACUCAGUAUCACCUUCUCAGACGACUAAUGGCCUGAAUGGGCAUGGUGAUACACGACUGAGGAGUAAUGCAGUAGGUCGUGGCAGCCUGAGCAGUGACGAAGAUAUGUUGGAGAGUACUCAUCAGGGUUCCCAUACGGGGAACAAUGCGUAUCUGGAGAGGAGUGUGCGGCUGGAGGACACAACAUCACAUUUUUCAGCAGAAUCAGAUGAUAUACCAGGAAUCGGCCAAUACGAGGAUUUCCACACUAUUGACUGGCAGCGUGAUAUUGCUAGAGAUCGGAUGAGACAUCGAUAUAUCCUCAAGAAAAAACAUGAUUCCAUGUGGGACCUUGUGAAAGGCGCACACGACGCAUGGUCAGGAUGGUUAUGUGUAUUGUUAGUUGGCUUAUUCACUGGUGCAGCUGCUGGUGUCAUUGAUAUUGGUGCAUCGUGGAUGACAGAUCUUAAAUUUGGAAUUUGUCCGGAGGCAUUUUGGCUGAAUAAGGAGCAGUGCUGCUGGAGUUACAAUGAAACGACUUUUGAUGGAGAAAAUUGCUCGCAGUGGCUCAACUGGCCUGAAGUUUUCGGGCAAUCGAAAACUGGUGCAGGAGCUUAUAUCGUCUCUUAUAUGUUUUAUAUCGCCUGGGCAUUACUCUUUGCUUCCCUCUCAGCAGCUCUCGUGAGGAUGUUUGCUCCGUAUGCUUGUGGUUCUGGUAUUCCUGAGAUAAAAACCAUUCUGAGUGGAUUCAUUAUUCGUGGAUACCUGGGAAAAUGGACUCUGAUAAUAAAAUCAGUUGGACUGAUACUCUCGGUAUCAGCCGGCUUGAGUCUUGGAAAAGAGGGACCGAUGGUGCACAUUGCCUGUUGCAUUGGAAAUAUAUUUUCGUAUUUAUUCCCAAAGUACGGUAGAAAUGAGGCAAAAAAGAGAGAGAUUUUAUCAGCUGCAGCCGCUGCUGGUGUAUCUGUGGCUUUUGGAGCACCUAUUGGAGGUGUUCUUUUUAGUUUGGAAGAGGUCAGUUAUUAUUUCCCUCUGAAAACACUGUGGCGAUCAUUUUUCUGUGCCUUGAUAGCAGCCUUCGUAUUACGUUCCAUCAAUCCCUUCGGAAAUGAGCACUCAGUAUUGUUUUAUGUGGAAUACAAUAAACCUUGGAUAUUCUUCGAGUUGAUUCCGUUUGUGAUGCUUGGAGUAAUUGGGGGCGUGAUAGCAACAUUAUUUAUCAAAGCAAAUUUAUUCUGGUGUCGUUACCGAAAGACAUCAAAAUUGGGACAGUAUCCUGUAACCGAAGUCCUUGUUGUAACAGUACUCACAGCUGUAAUAGCAUAUCCAAAUCCCUACACAAGAAUGAGCACGAGUCAACUGAUAUACCUGCUAUUCCGCAAGUGUGGAGUGGCGAAUGGAGAUAUGCUAUGCGAUUACAGUCGAAAUUUUACCAAUGCAAAUAUCACUAUUGAAUCGGCAGGAGCUGAAUCUGGAGUUUACAAAGCUGUUUGGUUACUUGUGAUGACGUUGAUCCUGAAACUAGUCAUGACGAUAUUUACAUUUGGCAUUAAAGUUCCAUGUGGAUUAUUCAUUCCAUCACUCUGUCUGGGGGCUAUUGUAGGAAGAAUUGUUGGCAUUGGAAUGGAACAGCUUGCUUUUAACUAUCCACAAAUGCGCAUGUUCAGCGAGGAGUGUACCAUUGGAACUGAUUGUAUCACUCCGGGGUUGUAUGCUAUGGUGGGAGCAGCUGCUGUUCUUGGAGGUGUUACAAGGAUGACCGUGUCUUUGGUCGUCAUUAUGUUUGAAUUGACUGGAGGGGUGAGAUACAUUGUUCCUCUCAUGGCUGCUGCCAUGGCCAGUAAAUGGGUCGGCGAUGCUUUAGGGAAACAGGGAGUCUAUGAUGCUCACAUAGGCCUCAAUGGAUAUCCUUUUCUGGACAGUAAAGAGGAGUUCCAGCACACCACUCUUGCAGCUGACGUUAUGCAACCGAAGCGCAACGAGGCCCUCCACGUCCUCACCCAGGAUUCUAUGACAGUAGAAGAUGUUGAGAAUCUCCUCAAAGAUACUGAGCACAACGGUUUCCCCGUAAUUGUCUCAAAAGAAUCGCAGUACCUUGUUGGAUUCGUGCUGAGACGUGAUCUGAAUCUCGCUAUUGCAAAUGCUAAACGAAUGAUUGAGGGCAUUACGAGACAAUCACUUGUCAUAUUUACCAGUGGGAAUAAUUUACAAGUGCAUUCUCCGCCUCCACUGAAAUUGAAGAAAAUACUCGAUAUGGCUCCUAUCACAAUUACUGAUCAGACGCCAAUGGAAACUGUUGUUGAUAUGUUUAGGAAAUUGGGGUUGAGGCAAACGCUUGUUACGCAUAAUGGUCGAUUGCUGGGAGUAAUAACGAAAAAAGAUGUAUUACGGCAUGUGAAGCAACUGGAUGACGAGGAUCCAAACUCAGUUCUAUUCAAUUGAAGAAUGAACAUCACAUUAUUUCUUCUAGAUCAUCUACCCGAAAGUAUAUCUUCUUCCAUCAAAGAAUCAUCAAUUUUUUUAUAUUUAUUUCUCUACUUUCCCCGUGAGAUUAUUCACUCUUGAUAGAUUCAUGCAGUUAUCAUUAAACAAGUAUUUUUAUCAUUCACAUGAAGGAAAAAAAGAAAACCAAGAAGAAAUCGCUCAAUUUUGGUGAUAGAUGCAAUUAUUGAAGGAAUGGAUAAUUAAUAAUUUUAAAAUAAUGUUAUGAAAUCAUCACAAUCAUCCAUAUUGUUCCCAUCGAAAGUCAUAUUUGCCAUCACGCUAUUUACAGCAGUUAAUUGUAAUUAAUAAAUGCAAAUUAUUUCCAUCAAUUGGGGAUGUACAUCUUAUUAUUAUUUAUAACUGAUAAAAACUGCAAUUAUAGAGAAAUUAAUCAUUUGAAUCGUCAAAAAGUACGUCAACUAGGUCCACUCACUGACAAUUAUGAAUAUAAUACAAUUAGGUUUAAUUGUAAAAUGUUGUAGAAAAAGGGAUAUGAAAUUAUUGCAAUUUCAUUAAAUUAACGAAUAUCGAUGUUAUUGUGACCUCACGAUUUCAUUGUAUUGAAGAAAUGUUUUUAAUUUGUAAAUAAAUAAAAUAUUAUGUGCAUAUAAUA
Molecule: messenger RNA, 3326 nt
Organism: Diachasmimorpha longicaudata
Lineage: Eukaryota; Metazoa; Arthropoda; Insecta; Hymenoptera; Braconidae
Gene: ClC-c
Product: H(+)/Cl(-) exchange transporter 3
Exons: 9
Coding region: 149-2671 (840 amino acids)
Biological process (GO): transmembrane transport; chloride transport
Cellular component (GO): Golgi apparatus; early endosome; plasma membrane
Molecular function (GO): voltage-gated chloride channel activity
Source: RefSeq, a predicted model, not a curated record